Molecule: messenger RNA, 1792 nt
Organism: Papilio xuthus (Asian swallowtail)
Lineage: Eukaryota; Metazoa; Arthropoda; Insecta; Lepidoptera; Papilionidae
Exons: 2
Coding region: 364-1674 (436 amino acids)
Source: RefSeq, a predicted model, not a curated record
AACUCCAUCAGCAUCGCGAUUUAUUUUUUAUAACCUAGCCUCUAAUCAAACUUUGCUAAUCCAGACAAGUUUAUAAUCAAAAAGUUUAUGUAGCAAUGUUUUCUUCUCAACGAAUGUUGUAGAAAACCCUUUCAAAAUGUUAUUAUCUUCAACGUUGCAUCGUGAGUUCAUUAGCUGUAUUGUUUCUAUUGUUCUAAAUUAUUGUUUAUUGCGGACGUAAUGUUGUUUUAUGAUAUAAUUUAUCCGAUGUUUGUUCUUUGAAACAAUCGCUCUGAAGACUCGGGGUGCACACCUCGGCCCGUCAAGUCGUACUCCAACAACUUUGCAGUCUAUUUUAAACAAUUUCAAGACACCGACUGCAAGAUGAAGAAUGAGCUUGUUCUUUCAUUAUUCUUUUAUAUUGGACUUCCUUCCGGAAAUACGCUUCCCACGAGCAUUGCUAAGCUUACUACGGAGUAUACCGUGGAUAGAAAUUCCCAAACGACAGAUAUAGAUAUAAUGGAUACGUCUAUUUUAUUAUCUGAUGACACAACAUUCACAACUAUUCCUAAAUUCGAUCUUGAGGAUCAUCGAAAUACUAUUAAUGAUUCGGAAAUAUUAAGUCAAGGAGUUGAGAGUCCAAAUAACAUAAAUGGUCGAUCGUUUAUAUUUAUUCGUCAAAAAUUCAAAAGUCCUAUGCUUAAUUUAUUUCACUCACAAAUGCUGAAUCCUAACGAUGUCAUAAACGCAUCGCCAAAAUCAGCCUUAUCAAAUAUAGACAAUGAUAAAUUUGAAGAAUUAAGCCGAAGAUUUGCUACUCUUAAUGUUGCUAACCCACCCAAAGACAAGAUGGCAAUGGACAAAAUGUCCAAGACACUUGAUAAAACUCAAGGGACCUUACUAAGUCAAUUAUGCUAUAGUAGGUUAAAGUUGGAAAACGAUGGAAUGGUAAAUAAAAUAAAAGACAAACUGAAAGUUCAGGAUGUAGAAAAGGCUGCAAAUGAACAUCGUGAAUAUUUAGAACUGUUAAAACCACCAUUGUUGCGUAAAGCAUAUAAUGAAGAUGCUCCGAAAUUAGCGAUGCACGAAAUCGACAGACAAAAGAUUGAACCUUCAAAUGUAUCACCUUAUGUACGCAACCAGGAUACUGCUUUAACUUUCGCAAAAAUAUCAUCAAAUUUAAGAGAUAGCUUUUUAAAAAAGUAUAAUAAAGAUAGUCGUUCUUACAAACCUAAAGGAACUUAUACUAAAAAUAAAGUAACAAAUCACCAGCACAACAAUCAACAUAAUCUUCACGAUGUAACAUUUCAUAACGUUGAAGAAAAUAUGGCGCGAAAAGGUAAUGAAGAAAACACGGAUGAAUAUAAAGGUAUAGGUAAAUUAUCUAAAAACAAUUUUGAUAAAGUAAAAGAUAACAAAAUGAAACCAGCUCACGUUAAUAGGAUUCAUUAUUGUCAUGAUUGUGGAAAAAACGUGAAUAGUGAUCCGUAUCAUCGGAAGAGAAUCGAAGCGGAUUGCAAAUGUGGUCGUCAUGUUUAUUUGAAAGGUCGAUCUGAAUGGGAAGAUCAAGAACAACCUGGACCUAUUACUCCGACUGAUAAACAUCAAAUAACAGUACGAUACAGUCCUACAGAUAAUAAAGAGGAAAAGGCUAUGAUAGAUGUUGCGAUAGCUAGAAAUCCACAUUUGUAUUAGGUAUCUGUAUCCAUACGUUAGAUUCUUAACACAAAAUCGAAUUUAAAUCUAACUGUGGCUACCAUUGAGGAAUUUGUAAAUACUUGUAAAAUAAUCAUAAAAAAGUAUAAAAAAAUCA